Coregonus clupeaformis (lake whitefish) is the source of this 771-nucleotide messenger RNA. RefSeq names its product acylphosphatase-2. The coding region runs from base 76 to 381 and encodes 101 amino acids. The transcript has 5 exons. The record is from RefSeq and is a predicted model, not a curated record. Gene Ontology annotation, molecular function: acylphosphatase activity. NCBI's taxonomy places the organism in Eukaryota, Metazoa, Chordata, Actinopteri, Salmoniformes, Salmonidae.
CAACUGUUGAAUUCACCAUGUCCAAUGACGCAGCUGGUGCAAAAUUGUGUUCCGUAGAUUUUGAGAUAUUUGGCCAUGUCCAAGGGGGAAGUAAAUGGAUGUUCUGGGUUUGAGCAUAAAGGUUCACUUUUAUAUACCGGGGUCUGUUUCAGAAUGUACACAGAAAAGGAGGGUCUGAGACUGGGUCUGUGUGGCUGGGUGAAGAACACCAACAAGGGCACUGUGGUCGGUCAGGUUCAGGGGCCUGCAGACAUGAUCCGAGAGAUGAAGGUGUGGCUGAGUAAGGAGGGGAGUCCCAGCUGUCGCAUCACCCGAGCCUCGUUCUCCAAUGAGAGAUCCAUUGACAAGGUGGAGCUCUUUGGCUUCAAGACACGCUUCUGAGGAACUCCCUUCAUCCAACGCCACUCUAACCACACCCUCUCCAGUGCUUUUACCACAUCAGUGUUACCUACUGUCUCAGUGGGUAGUAUCCUUCCCCAUACCACCUUAUGUUUCUGAAUGUAUGGUUUCCUACCCAACGUUUCUGAAAAAUAUAUUCAAAAAUGUUAAGCUUUGAAAUUGUGACAUUUUCUUAUGUACAAGCUCAUCCAAAUAGUUGCUCAUCCAAAAGUUGUUGUUUUUUCUCAUAAAUGUAUUCCCCGUCUGAACAUUUUGAAUGUUACAUUCAGGCUGGCAGAGCAGCAUCUAUUGUCAUGCAGCGUUGUGCUUUGCAGAUUCUCAAUGCUUUUCUUCAAAAAAUGUAAUGCAAUAAAAAAAAACUUUCAAGCUCUA